Rhizophagus irregularis DAOM 181602=DAOM 197198 is the source of this 429-nucleotide messenger RNA. RefSeq lists its product as uncharacterized. The record is from RefSeq and is a predicted model, not a curated record. Gene Ontology annotation, molecular function: protein binding. NCBI's taxonomy places the organism in Eukaryota, Fungi, Glomeromycota, Glomeromycetes, Glomerales, Glomeraceae. Gene Ontology annotation, cellular component: SCF ubiquitin ligase complex. Gene Ontology annotation, biological process: SCF-dependent proteasomal ubiquitin-dependent protein catabolic process.
AUGUCUCAACUUCCCGUUGAUUGUUUAAAUGAGAUUUUUGAAUAUUUGGAAGAUGACAGAUUUACUUUAUAUUCAUGCAUAUUAGUUAAUCGACUUUGGUGUGGAACUUCAGUGAGUAUUUUUUGGAGAGAUAUUUAUAAUUAUAGUACAUCAAAUUUUAGUACUUUAAUUGCUUGCCUUCCAAACGAGUCAAAAGAAAUUUUAUAUGAAAAUAGAAUUAUUAUUUCUCCUUCAACCUCAAAAUUUCCGACUUUCAACUAUGCAGCAUUUUGUAAAAUUUUAUCUAUUAACCGAGUUUAUUACAAAAUUAGAGGGCUUCUUAGAAAUCAACAAACUAUUUCAUCACAAAAUCUUAAUAAUUAUAUACAUAUAAUGGUACGUGAAAUAUUCAAAAUGCUCAUGAAUCAGAUCACUUCUUUGAAAAGUUUA